Messenger RNA from Penicillium arizonense, 1293 nucleotides. Its product is annotated as 3-keto-steroid reductase. Gene Ontology annotation, cellular component: mitochondrial outer membrane; lipid droplet; endoplasmic reticulum membrane. The coding region runs from base 1 to 1293 and encodes 430 amino acids. The record is from RefSeq and is a predicted model, not a curated record. The transcript is spliced from 2 exons. Gene Ontology annotation, molecular function: 3-beta-hydroxysteroid 3-dehydrogenase (NADP+) activity. Lineage: Eukaryota; Fungi; Ascomycota; Eurotiomycetes; Eurotiales; Aspergillaceae. Gene Ontology annotation, biological process: ergosterol biosynthetic process.
AUGGAUAAGGAGACCCCUCACGAGGCAGCAGACAUGCUCGGCCUCGGAUUCUCAAUAUGCUGCCGCCUCGCCGAUGAAUUCCUCGCCUCCCACCCAAAAUCCCAAUCCCUCACAAUAAUCUUCACAACCCGAAGCGCCCGCAAAGCUGAAGACACCCAUCGCCGACUCGAAGCUCACCUCCGCUCAAGCGCAACCUCCCCAUCCGCCGCAGCACGCGUCCACUUCAUCAACGAAAGCGUCGACCUCGGCAACCUCCUCUCAGUCCGCGAACUGUCGCGCAAAUUAAUCCGCACCUUCCCAAGACUCGACUCAAUUAUCCUAAACGCCGGUCUAGGCGGCUGGUCCGGACUCGACUGGCCAGGCGCAAUCUGGGGCGUGUGCACCGACCUCGUCCACCAAGUAACAUGGCCGACGUUCAAAAUCGCACCCGUCGGCGUGCUCACCGACAAGCAAACAACCCUUCCCGAGGAACCGCCUCUCGGCGCGGUAUUCUGCGCAAACGUCUUUGGCCAUUACAUGCUGGCGCAUAAUGUAGCGCCGUUAUUGAAGCGCGCUCGCAUUCACGGACCCGGGCGUGUAGUCUGGGUUUCCAGUCUCGAGGCCACGAUCAAGAUGUUCAAGGUCGAUGAUAUCCAGGCGUUGAAGUCGUCCACUCCGUACGAGUCUUCCAAGGCUCUUACUGAUAUCUUGGCUUUGACGUCUAACUUGCAGUGUACGGCUCCGUGGGCCGUGGAUGGAUUCUUGGAGUCGGAGACGGAGGUUGAAACGCACGCUAUUCAUACCGAUCCGCCUACUGCUGAGCCGCGCUCGUAUCUCUCGCAUCCUGGUAUCUGCGGUACGGCUAUUAUCCCUCUUCCCCUUCCUCUUGUUUAUUGUAUGUGCAUUGCUUUCUGGCUUGCCCGUAUGCUGGGCUCGCCGUGGCAUAAUCUGUCGACAUAUCUGGGUGCUUGUGCACCGGUUUUCCUUGCGCUUGGAACGCAGGAAGAGGUGGACGCUGCUGAGGCGCCGUAUCAUCUGUCUAGUGGUGGUCGAGUGAAAUGGGGCUCAUCUUGCACGCGGUCUGGGGUUGAUAGUAUUGCUUCUACUGAGCUUGAUGGGUGGGGGCAUGGAGGUGUUGUUGGGAAGUUUGUUAGUGAGAGUGAUCGAGUCCGGCGGCGUAAGCGUGGCGCAGUGGACUUGACUCUGGAACAGAAAGAGGAGUUUGAGGAACUCGGACGCCAGUGUUGGAAGCAGAUGGAAGAGCUGCGUGUUCAAUGGGAUGAGAUCCUGGAUCAAGCUGAAGCUAGCUCAUAG